Molecule: messenger RNA, 855 nt
Organism: Lottia gigantea (owl limpet)
Lineage: Eukaryota; Metazoa; Mollusca; Gastropoda; Lottiidae
Exons: 7
Biological process (GO): regulation of mRNA stability involved in response to oxidative stress
Cellular component (GO): nucleus; cytoplasm; post-mRNA release spliceosomal complex
Molecular function (GO): mRNA binding
Source: RefSeq, a predicted model, not a curated record
AACAAAAUCAUCAUCAGAAAUAUUCCAUAUGAAACUCCAUGGCAGGAGUUGAAAGAUCUGUUUAGGAAAGAAGUGGGUCAUGUUGUCUAUGUAGAAUUAUUUAAGGGACCAGAUGGAAGACCCAAUGGCAUGGGGGUCAUGGAGUUCCGAGAUCGAGAAACGGCCAGAACAGCUUUAGAGAAAAUGAACAAACAUGUCUUGAUGGGAAGAUCUCUUAUAUUAAGAGAGGUGGGACCUCCUAUGGGUCAUGGAGGACCAGGGCCUAUGGGUGGGCCAGGACCAAUGGGAGGACCAGGGCCGAUGGGGGGUGGAGGUAUGGGUAUGAGUGGUAGUAUGAUGGGAGGUGGAGGUAACUCAGCUUCCGGUAUCAGCCCACAACUUCUACAACAGCUUGGUAUUGAUGGUCCUGUAACCAACUCUGUUUUUGUGGCCAAUUUGGAUUAUAAAGUAACUUGGCAGAAAUUGAAGGAUGUAUUCCGACUAGCUGGUAACGUAGUAAAGACUGAGAUUAAAGUUGGUAAAGAUGGUAAAAGCCGAGGAAUGGGAACAGUUUUAUUUGAUACUUCUAUUGAAGCUGUUCAAGCAGUCUCUAUGUUUAAUGGACAGUCACUAUUUGACCGAGUAAUGUCAGUGAAGAUUGAUAAUUUAGAUACUGAACGAGGACCACCACCUCCUAAAUUACCAUCUGGGUUAAAGUCAAUUGGAAUGGGCCUAGGUUCUGGUGGUGUUCCAUUACAGAAUAUUAACCAAGGUAGAGUUGUCUUUCCUUUAUUUCAAGUCAACAUAUGUGGAGAAUGCAAUUUGUUAGUUGUACAUAUUAUGCAAUUUGAUUUAAUUUUCACAGGGUUGGUUUAA